CUGCCAAGACAACAGUGGCACAUGCACAUCCACGGUGCCAGUAUGCUCAAGGACACAGCGGGAUUGUGACAGCUAUAUGGGUGGUGGAUGUCUCUCCCUCCUCCUUAGCUUGGCCAGGACAAUCUUAUCACGUUGAGAAAAGUCGAGGGUUUUAAAUACACAUCACGUUGUCCUUGGUCUUAAACAGUUGAUUAAUAAAGUUCAGGAUGGAUUAUUCGAAGUUCAUAUCAAAGAUGUCUUCAAAUCGAAAGCCAUCUGGAAUCAGCGAAAUGCGGAAGUACCUGGCCGAGCCCUCUCCCUCGCUGGUGUGGCUGGCUUCGGGAAUGCCCAACCCCCAGCUGUUCCCCUUUCGCGAGGCCACCGUCAGGCUCAGCGACGGCUCUGUCCUCGAACUCGGCGGGGACCUCAUGGCGACCGGGCUGCAGUACGGACCGACGCCGGGGUACAUCCCCCUGGUCCAGCAGCUGAAGGACAUGACCCUCCGGAACCACAGUCCUCCGCGCUGGGGUGAGAGCGACCUCCUGGUGACCGUCGGCUGUCAGGACGGGCUGGCGAAGGCGCUGGAGAUGCUCUUGGACCCCGAGGACUGCGUGGUGGUGCAGGAGCCUUGCUAUUCGGAUGUUCUGUGCAUUCUCGCCCCACUGACGCCGAAGUUCGUGGUCGUGUCCGCUGACGAGAGGGGAAUGUGUCCGUUGUCGCUGAGGAAAGGACUCGAAAGGGCAGCGCAGGAUGGAGGACCUGUGCCCAAGGUCAUGUAUUUGGUGCCUAACGCAUGCAACCCCACGGGGACCACCAUGGACGAGGCGCGGCGGAGGGAGAUCUAUAGCAUCGCCUCCGAGUACGACCUCAUUAUCCUCGAGGACGACCCUUACUACUUCUUGCAGUAUGACGACCAGGAACCACUGCCCCCGAGUUUCCUGCGGCUGGACACGGACGGGAGAGUCCUGAGGUUCGACUCCUUCUCCAAGAUCUUCAGCGCCGGCCUCAGGGUGGGCUACGUGACGGGGCCGACGCCGCUGCUCGAGAGGAUGACGUGGCAUAUGCAGGCGAGUGUCCUGUGCCCGCCCGGGAUCACGCAGGUAAUGGUGAGCGAACUGCUCCGGAAGUGGGGCGACGAAGGGUUCAACAAGCACAUAGCCAAGUUGAGGGAAUUCUACCGAGCUCAGAGAG
This is a messenger RNA of Penaeus vannamei (Pacific white shrimp), 1170 nucleotides long. NCBI's taxonomy places the organism in Eukaryota, Metazoa, Arthropoda, Malacostraca, Decapoda, Penaeidae. The record is from RefSeq and is a predicted model, not a curated record.